Messenger RNA from Girardinichthys multiradiatus, 7181 nucleotides. RefSeq names its product integrin, beta 4 (gene itgb4). The coding region runs from base 350 to 6190 and encodes 1946 amino acids. Lineage: Eukaryota; Metazoa; Chordata; Actinopteri; Cyprinodontiformes; Goodeidae. Gene Ontology annotation, molecular function: integrin binding. Gene Ontology annotation, biological process: cell communication; cell migration; integrin-mediated signaling pathway. The record is from RefSeq and is a predicted model, not a curated record. Gene Ontology annotation, cellular component: membrane; cell surface; focal adhesion. The transcript has 42 exons.
AAGCAAAAGGAUCAAGUCACAGCACUCCCACUGACAUUCACUCUGAGUCUCAGUGUCUCCCAUAUCUCUCCUGCAGAAACACUUGGACGCACACUCUUCACCGAGUUUAAGAGCAAAGAAGUAAAUAUUUGACCAUACUUCACCUCACAGGAGAGAAGAAAGAGACAGAGGGAGAAGAACUGGAACCUUUCUCUUUUUCUUUUUGGACGGGACUUUGAACUUGGCCACAGGGACAAAGAUUUUAUUUAACCCAGGUGGAUACCUAGCAAAAGAGGAAAUACUUUUCUUUCUUCCUAACCACUGGACUUUUGCACUUGGACUGAGCGCCGACACUCUUAAGAGCGGGGAGAUGGGGAGUUGGUCAUUACAGUGCUUGGCGGGACUCGGUCUUCUCACCGUCCUGCUGACCUGCUCUUCUGCUCAAGCCCAAACAGCGCACUACUGCCUUGCCUCACAAUACGGUUCCUGCUCAGAGUGUCUGCAGGCAGGCCAAGGCUGUGCAUACUGCACUGAAGAGACCUUCAAUGGUCCUCGCUGUGACCUGUAUAAGAACAUCCUCGUCCGCGGUUGCAACGCUGCAGCUGUCAUUACAGCUGAAAGCAGUCUUGAUAUAGAGCAAAAAGACAGCAUUAACGUGAACCUUCAGCAGUCUCAGGUGUCACCACAGCAAGCAAGCAUUACGUUUCUGCCUGGAGAGACAAAAGUGAUGGAUGUGCAGGUGUUUGCUCCAGUUAAAGGCCCUCUGGAUCUUUAUAUUCUUAUGGACUUCUCAAACUCCAUGCAGGAUGAUUUGGACAACCUGAAGAAAAUGGGCAAUGAGCUGGCUGUGGUUGUGAAAAAGCUUUCAGAUGACUACACCAUUGGGUUUGGAAAGUUUGUGGACAAAGUGAUCGAACCCCAGACUGACAUGAGACCUGUCAAGAUUGCUCAGCCUUGGCCCAACAGUGAUCCUCCGUUCUCUUUUCAAAAUGUCAUCAAGUUGACAAGUGAUGUAGACUCCUUUAUAAGUGAGCUCCAAAAGGAGAGGAUAUCUGGCAACCUGGAUGCUCCUGAAGGAGGAUUUGAUGCAAUUCUACAGGCAGCAGUGUGUGAGGAACAGAUUGGCUGGCGCAAACACAGCACUCAUCUCUUAGUUUUCUCCACUGAGUCAGCCUUUCACUACGAAGCUGAUGGUGCCAACGUGCUAUCAGGUAUUCUGCCACGCAACGACGAACACUGCCACCUAGAUGGAGAGGGCAAAUACACAGAGGCUACAAACCAGGAUUACCCUUCGAUACCCACACUGGUCCGUCUGCUGGGAAAACAUAACAUCAUCCCCAUAUUCGCAGUCACUAACCACUCCUACACUCACUACAGUAAAUUGAAAGAAUAUUUCCCCAUUGCUGAGGUUGGUUUGCUUCAAGAAGACUCAUCCAAUAUCCUGCAGGUCAUGGAGGAUGCCUUUAAAAGUAUCCGCUCUAAGAUGAGCAUCCGUGCUGAGGACAGACCUAAGGCUUUUGAGGCUCAGUUUCUGUAUUCAAACAAUACAGUAGCCGAUUAUGGAGCCUUUAACUUCAACCCUGGAGCAGUUGGCCGCUUCAAGGUAAAGCUCAAAGCCCAACAAAAGAUUGAUGAAAAACCUGUCUGCCAAAUGGAUUCAGCUGACAAAGGAGGUACAAUCAGAGUCAAACCGACAACCUUCAAUGCUGCGCUCAAAGUGAAAGCCUCCAUUUUGUGUCUAACCUGUGAUUGUGAGAAGACACCUAUUCCAAAAGCGGAAACAUGCAAUGGAAAUGGAAAAUUGGUGUGCGGGAAAUGUCAGUGUGAUGAUGGCUGGCUGGGUACUUUCUGUAACUGCUCAAAAACCUCUCACUUAAACAAGAACCAGUGCAUUGGCCCUAAUACGACAGUGUCCUGCUCAGGCCUUGGAGACUGUCAGCCAUGUGGGACCUGUGUGUGCUACAAUCCAGACCAGUAUGAAGGUCCCUACUGUCAGUACGACAAGACCCAGUGUCCACGAUUUGCAGGCAUCCUUUGCAAUGAUCGUGGUUCUUGCGUGAUGGGUCGUUGUGCUUGUUCAGAUGGCUGGGAGGGUGCUGCCUGUGAGUGCUCCAAAAGCAAUGACACCUGCCUUGACAGCAAAGGGAAUAUUUGUGGUGGCCGAGGGAAAUGCGUAUGCGGCAGCUGUAAGUGUCCAGACUCCGAGAUCGAGAUGUCCUCAGCCUGUGAGCCAAACUUCCAGUUCCAACUGGGUUCGUGUGAGGUUACAAGGAGCUGUGUCCAGUGUCAAGCCUGGAAGACAGGAGAAAAGAAAGACAAAGCAGAGUGUGACCGGUGUCCGUUCCAAGUUAUCAUGGUGGAUAAACUUAAAGAACGGGAGAAAGUGCUUGACUAUUGCAGUUUCCGCGAUGAGGACGAUGACUGUACAUACCAGUACACUGUUGACACCAGUAAAGAUGCCACAAAUAAUGAGCUGCUGGUUGAGGUGCUCAAAGAGAGAGACUGUCCACCAGCUAGUCUGCUGUGGCUGCUGCCGCUCAUCCUAUUCCUCCUGUUGCUGUUGGCGCUCCUGCUGCUCUGCUGCUGGAAAUAUUGUGCGUGCUGCAAAUCCUGCUUGCAGAGCUGUCUUGCCUUGUUGCCGUGCUGCAGGAGAGGUCGCAUGGUUGGCUUUACGGAAGAUGAGUAUUUGCUCCGUCAGUCUCAGCUGACCUCAAACCAUUUGGACACACCAAUGGUGAGGACCGGUCCACCUAAAGGAACUGAUGUGGUUCGAUGGAAAGUCACAGAUAACGUGCACCGUGCGCCCAAUCACCCCCAGGCGCUGAUACAACCAAACCCAGAUGAAAUGAUCCAGUUCCCAAUCUCCCUUCGACUAAACAGGUUGUUCUCUGAGAACCUGUCUCGACCUGAAUCAAGAGACGCUGAGCAACUCCGUAAAGAAGUGACUGAUAACUUAAAUGAGGUGUACAAGCAGAUUCCUGAGGCACAGAAUGUGCAACAGACAUUAUUCAGACUGCAAAAAAAUGCUGGAAAAAGGGAGGACUACACCAUCAUGGACACUGUACUGUCAGCACCAAGGAGAACCUACCCAGAUAUAGUCAAACUUACUGAGAAGAACGUUCAGUCUGGAAACUUUGGCGACCUCAAAGUGGUCCCGGGGUACUAUACUGUGGCCACUGACAGAGAGGCUGCAGGAGCUGUAGAGUUCCAAGAGAAUGUGGAGUCAGUGGACGUUCACGUGCCGCUGUUUGUCAAGGAUGACGAUGAUGACAAGAAACAGUUGCUAGUGGAGGCCAGGGAUGUGCCGCUGGGCAUUGCAGAGAUUGCAAAGCGCUUUGUUAACAUAACUAUCAUCAAAGAGCAUGCCACAAGCGUCUUCUCAUUCCUUCAGCCAAAAUACACAUACAGCAGACAGGAUGGUGUGGCAAACAUCCCCAUCAACAGAGAGAUUAUUGAGGAUGGACGCACACAGGUCACGUACUGUACACAAGAUCUCACCGCCAAGAAUAAGAAGGACUAUAAGAGUGUACAAGGAGACCUGUCCUACGGUCCUGGUGAGACUCAAAAGAUCAUCCCUGUUCCUUUGCUAGAGUUGAAUGAGAAAGAUGGCUUUUUGGAAGACAAACCGAUAAAGCAGUUUGUUAUGGACCUCAGCAACCCACGCCAGGGUGCCAAGCUGGGACGAUACCCAAGAACCACUGUCACCAUCACAGACCUAGCAGAACCAAGCGUGAUGAUGUUCAAGAAGAGUACCCAGAACUUCAGCACAUUAGAUCCAACCUACACCAUCCCGGUAGUGCGAUCUCGCAACGAAGACAGCCCUGCCACGGUGAAAUGGCGCACCAAGAAGGCCCAUCGCUUCGAUCUUUCUGGUCAUCUGAAGUUUGCUCCUGGAGAAACAGAAAAGUAUAUAGUGAUUGACCCUAAAGCCCACCCUGGCCCAAUCCAACAAGAAACCUUCCAGCUGGAGCUGUUUGAUCCCAGCACCAAUGCUGUUAUUGGAGAAAGGAAGAACACUGUGGUCAAUAUAACAGAAGGACUAAGAUCUCCAGAAGUAGCCCAGCUGCAGUCAAAGGGCUUUAUAAGCCCGAAGGGAAAGUCCCCUGGUGGUAACUUUCCCGCUCCAGGAAACCUUAAGGCCAAAUCAACAGGACCCAAAAACAUCCGACUGAACUGGGAUCCACCACCCGGUAACCCCCUGGGAUACAAGGUGAAGUAUUGGAUCUAUGGCGACCCUGAGAAAGAUGCCCAGGUUCUUGACGUGAAGACACCUCAAGCCGAGCUGACAAACCUGUAUCCCUACUGUGAUUACGAGAUGCGAGUUUGUGGCUACAAUGCAAUGGGAGAUGGCCAUGAUACAAACAUUGUUUCCUGUCAAACUCUGGAGGAUGUGCCUGGUGAACCCGGUCGUCUGGCCUUUAAUGUCAUCAGUCCCACUGUCACUCAGAUCAGCUGGGCAGAGCCGGCGGAGACCAACGGCAACAUUACAGCGUAUGAGGUCAUCUACACGCCCAUCGAUGAUGAAAUGAAACCAGUUGGAGCAGCUAAAAAAGUAAAGAUUGACAGCCCAAAGAAACGCAUGUUGUUGAUAGAAAACCUUCAGAACGCCCAAACUUAUCAGUACAAAGUUCGUGCCCAAAACAGCAUGGGCUGGGGACCCUUCAGAGAUGCUACCAUCAACUUAGCAUCACAGCCUGCCAGACCUCUGUCCAUUCCCAUCAUUCCAGAUGUCCCUAUUGUGGAUGCUGAGGCAGGAGAUGAAUAUGACAGCUACCUGAUGUACAGCAAUGAUGUGCUAAAGUCACCAACAAGCUCCAAGACACCAAGUGUUUCUGGUGAUGAUUACACAAUGAAUGGAAAGUGGGAACAAAACUUUCUUUUCCCAGGAGGCUCAACAACACGCAACCUUUCAGCAUCAUCCUCUCCAAUGUCCACUCUGAGCUCCAACUACAAAGGAGCAGGCGGCUCCUUUACCACAGAGACACACACCACGUACAUGUCUGGAGCUGCAGGAAGCCCUCGUAGACAGGACAUGAUUGGAGGAGUGCACACAACUGAAGUCCUCAUGAGAAAGCGCUCAGAGAACAGAGGAUACACAGAUGAAAAUAUUCGGGACUCCAUCGUCAUGGGAGAUGUUUCGAACAAGUUCUUAGAUCUGACGCCAUCAGGUGGGUUCGGCUACACUGGGGUGCACAGCAGCUCUCAGACCCAGUACAGCUACAGCCUGUCUCAGGGUUCCAGGGCCAGGACUCAGUCAUCAGAGGUCAAUGAAGCCUUAUACAGUCUGGAUAGAGUGCUCCAUGAUGCUCGACUCUCUCCUGGUGUACCAGAUACCCCCAGCAGACUUGUGUUUUCUGCUCUGGGACCAACUGCACUUAAAGUCAGUUGGCAGGAGCCACACUGUGAGAAAGACAUCCUGGGAUACUGUGUUCUCUACCAGCUGCUCAGUGGAGGUGAGAUGAAGCGCAUCAAUGUGACAAACCCAGCAGAGAACUCAGUGGUCAUCCAUGACCUGCUGCCCAACCACUCUUACCUGUUUAAGGUGAAGGCUCAGAGUCAGGAGGGCUGGGGUCCAGAACGUGAGGGAGUCAUCACCAUUGAAUCAGCUGUGGACCCUAAGAGCCCCCUCAGUCCUAUGCCAGGCUCACCAUUCACCCUGAGUACUCCCAGUGCUCCAGGCCCUCUGGUGUUCACAGCCCUGAGCCCUGACUCACUGCAACUUACCUGGGAAAAACCACGUAAGCCCAACGGAGACAUCCUUGGCUAUGUAGUCACCUGCGAACAGUUACAUAGUGGAGGUGAUAUGCGCUCCUUCAAGGUAAACGGUGACAAUGCUGAGACCAGUCUCACUGUAACCAACCUGACUGAGAAUGUUCCAUAUAAGUUCAAGGUUCAGGCUCGAACCACGCAGGGUUUUGGUCCUGAGAGGGAGGGCAUCAUCACCAUUGAGUCUCAGGAUGGAGGUGCCUUGUCUCAAUACAACACCCAGUCAGUGACGAGGAGGGAGGUUUUCCAAAUGCCAACAGAAGUCACCACAAGAACAAACGUCUCCCACACCAUGCUUAACGAUCCCUAUUUCUCAGAUGGGACGAUGAUGACUCAGCUCACAGAGACUGGCGGCAUGGUGAGCCGUCAGGUCACUAGGGAAGUGGUUCAGAGGAGCGUCAUGGGUGGAUCGACUGUCACCAAGAGAAUGUUUUAUGAGUCUUAAGAACUUGUUUAAACUGUACCCAUAAUAGCAUCCAGCUUCUGAACCAACCAGGAAGCCAAGAGACUUUCAGAGUUUGUACAUGUAUACUUGUGUGUAUAGGAUAAGAAUGUGCGGUCGGGUAAAAACUAAAAAUAAGGUCCUGAAAAAAAUUGAAGCCACCUUCCAGUCUGUUACAAACUGUGCCCAGUUUCCCUCUGGAAAUGAGCUGUACAAUUAUCCCUGUAGUUCCUCACACAACUCUCUCUAGUUUUUGUUACUUCCUGUGUGAGUAGUCCCUUUUGUGGCUCACAUCUGCAAACAUACCAGCCUUAUAAAGAAGUCAUCAUAGACCAAUAAUUUGGCCCCACAAUGACCUCCCUAUUCUCCUGGAAUGCUCCAUCUCAUGUUAACAUUAAUAUGUUUCUUAGAGGUUCAUACUUACUGUCACUGUGGAAUUUUAAAAGGCUUUUGUUUAUAAAUUAUUACAGUGUGUUAACAUUUUUUCCUCAAGGUAUAUUCAUCCUUCUGAAUUUUUUAUAUUUGCAUGUGGUCAUUUACAUCCAUACUAGCUGGUGACAAGCCUAGGGGGAGUUUAUAACACAACAGAAUCAGAAAUCAAUUGGAUGAAAAAUGUUUAUUUAAAAAAACUGCUAUUCUUUAUUACAGCUGUAGUUUUUAUGCAUGUCCUUUUUAUAUGGCUAAUUCAGCAUUUCUGGGUUCAAUAGAUUACCAUUUAAACAAGAAGACAGGAUGUGAGAGAAAGGAUGUUUGACGUUGUAUUUGCUUGUGCUGCAGGUUCUACUGUACUUUGGGAUCACAUGUUGAAAAUGCUUUUUGAAACAUAUUUUCAGAUCAUUUUCUUAGUAAAUAUUCAGGAUAUUGACAAGUUAAGCAGUUCAUCAAAGACAUUUUUCACUCAGUAUCAUUUACAUGUAAGGAGGUACAUUCUUUAGUAUUGUUUGUACAUCAGCUGUAUUGUACUUAAGAUUUAUAAUAAAACAGUCACUACUGA